Molecule: messenger RNA, 384 nt
Organism: Hydra vulgaris (swiftwater hydra)
Lineage: Eukaryota; Metazoa; Cnidaria; Hydrozoa; Anthoathecata; Hydridae
Source: RefSeq, a predicted model, not a curated record
AUGGGGUUUAUGAUAUAUUUGCUGCAAUCAGAAAAAUUCAAUGAGUAUUGUAUGCACUUUUUAAGACCCUGUGAUUUUGUAUCACUUGACAAGACCCUUUAUCCAAUGAGAACACAGGUAUCCUUCAAGCAAUACAACCCAAACAAAUUGGCAAAGUAUGGGUUAUUUUUUAAAUUAAUCAAUGUAGCAAAGUUUCUAUACAGAUUUGUCACAUACCUAUAUGCUGGAAAGCCAAACAAAGGAAGUGAAUACUAUCACCAAAUAUCUGGUAAAUCAUUUGAAUCAGUUUCAAAAUCUUCAAGGAAAAGAAAUCUUUCAUUUGAUGGAAGAAAUCUUUCAUUUGAUUGGUUAUACACCUCCUUGUCUUUAGCUGACUGGUUAUGA